AUGCCCUCAAGACCUGUAUCCCGAGCCUCCCGAACUUCCCGCUCAAAAUUACGUCCCUCCCUCGACCCCCACGUCUCCCGCCCUCCCCCAUCAGCACCUCACCCACCCCGCUCCUUCCGCGAACACUUCUUCCACUCCAUAACCCCUUACUCAGGCCCCUACCAAGUCGCCUUCCUCGAAAUUGAAGUUCCCGUCCGAUCACCCCGUCAUUUCAGCCGCAUCAAGCGCAAUGGGUCCUACGCCCUCAAGCUCGACACCGUCCUCUUCGCCGUCUACUACCCCACCGACAACUCUGACCUCCCACGCAGCGAGCGGCGGAGUCUCCACCGCAGGUCCAGAACACCAUUAUCCAGAGUCCCUUGGCUUUCUCGACCCAGAGCGGAGACAUGCAAGGGCUAUGCGAGGUUCUUCAACGUGCCGUAUAUUCCCAUAACGGCGUAUAUGGCUGCGACGAGUAUGUUUACCAAGUUGCCUGUUUUGAGAAAUGGGAAGAUCUCGUCACGGUGGCCACCUGCUGUUGAGGAGGAUGAAGAAGAGAAGGUUACUACGGAAAAUAUUCCUCCUGCGAAGGGCGGUAUAGAGGCGAAAGAGGAGCAAGAAAAUGGAAAUAGUUUGAGCCAGAAUACACUUGUAGAUGGCGGGGAAGCCUGUGAGGCAGAUAAACAAGAUGGCAAGCCAAAGUUCCCGGUGAUCAUGUUCAGCCAUGGUCUUGGCGGGUCCCGAACACUGUACAGUUCUAUAUGUGGAGAACUGGCUAGCUUUGGCUUCGUGGUUGUCGCUUUGGAACAUCGCGACGGCAGUGGUGCCAGAACGUUUGUCAACAAGGCUGGUUCCGACCCAGAUCUCGAUAGUCAAGGCCUUGACAGAUCGCCCGGGCCACCAAAGGACGAGAAGAAACAACAUAAGAAAAAUAGUGGACGGGACAAGCCGUACUACAAAGUCGACUAUAUCUUCCCCAAAGAUAACGCCCAAGAUACUUCACCACACAACUCGCGUGGCGUUGAUACAGAGCUUCGUGAAGCCCAGAUUGAAAUGAGGAUGGCUGAAAUCGAGGAGGCUUUCCACGUCUUGCAGCUUAUAAACAACGGAAAGGGAGAUGCUGUGCGCACAAGGAACCUUAGGAAGAAAGGGAAUGUCGGUGCCAGCUCACUGGGGCUCGAUGGGAUCGACUGGGAUGAAUGGACAGAGAGGCUUUACUUGGAAAAUGUGACAAUGAUGGGUCACAGCUUCGGAGGCGCGACCUCAGUGCAGGCCUUGAGGUCCGAAAGACUUGAUUGGCUCUCCCAGGGCAUCCUACUUGACGCAUGGGGUCCGGCAACUCCUGAGAGCACGGAGCGGGAACGGCUUCGGAAACCGAUACUAUCUGUCGGGAGCGAGGCGUUCAUGCACUGGACGGAAAAUUUCGAGCGCGUCGAGCGAACAUGCCACGAGGCCCGUGACGGAGGUGCUCCAUGCUGGAUGACGACGAUACGAGGAUCAACACACCUGUCCCAAACUGACUUUGCUGUUCUUUAUCCAAAGUGGAUGUCAGUGUUUAUGAAGACCAUUGUGUCUUCGAAACGGGCCAUAUACCUGACGGUACACUCGGCACUUGAGUUCUUGAAAAUAACGCUGCCACCACAACAGACCCGAUUCCAAAAGUCCUGGGCAGAUGACCAACUUCUCAGCAAGGCCGAUCCCGGGAUGGAGAUCGAACUGGACAACCGGCCAAAUGACAAGUGGGUCGCUGCCCGGCUGAGAAUUCCCCACGAAUUCAGACAGCGGCUCAAGAGGACUGUCAAGCCGAAGAAGAAGUCCAAUGUCCCACGGGAUGCCUCGGGAAAGCCCCUGAAAGGUCUUGCCAGCUGGGGGGUUGGGCAGGAAAUCUGGUGCCAUCAACGCCCUGAGCAGGAUGUGCUUGACCGGUACAUGGAAGAAAACGGUUGGUCGCCUCAGUAA
Molecule: messenger RNA, 1938 nt
Organism: Podospora bellae-mahoneyi
Lineage: Eukaryota; Fungi; Ascomycota; Sordariomycetes; Sordariales; Podosporaceae
Exons: 1
Coding region: 1-1938 (645 amino acids)
Molecular function (GO): 1-alkyl-2-acetylglycerophosphocholine esterase activity
Source: RefSeq, a predicted model, not a curated record